This is a messenger RNA of Trichoplusia ni (cabbage looper), 6481 nucleotides long. Its product is annotated as zinc finger protein 79-like. Gene Ontology annotation, molecular function: RNA polymerase II transcription regulatory region sequence-specific DNA binding; DNA-binding transcription factor activity, RNA polymerase II-specific. The transcript has 2 exons. Lineage: Eukaryota; Metazoa; Arthropoda; Insecta; Lepidoptera; Noctuidae. The record is from RefSeq and is a predicted model, not a curated record. Bases 507 to 2567 code for a protein of 686 amino acids. Gene Ontology annotation, cellular component: nucleus. Gene Ontology annotation, biological process: regulation of transcription by RNA polymerase II.
GCUGUCUAGUUAAGUUUGACAGAACUUGUGUAUUGGUAAAUGUUCGUCUCUUCUCUUUUGCGCUAAUCAUUCAACCAGUUUCAAUUUGUACAUCAUUUCGUGCUGAAGUGUUUGGUGAACAAAACAUUCGUAUUGAUUCUUUGCAGUAAUGACGUGAAUAAUAGUAAAGUGGUUCGUGCGCAAUACAAUGGGUCGGUGUGAAACGUUCAGCACAAGGUAAAGGGCGAUGUUCCCGUUCUAAUAAGACAAAAGUAUCGUCCUUCACACAUUAGUGGAGCAUCGUUGUGCAAACAAGGUGUUAUCUACACGCCGCGUAAUGUUAGAGGUGAUUAUUGAAAUGCUAAUAACGUUACACUGCAUGUAAGUACGGCGAGCCGCAUCGCGCUCUUAAAUAACUUCACCUGCGCCAAGCAGCGACGUGUUUACUAACUCUCUUGAUGGUGGUGGGUUUCUAUCGCUUGAUGCUGUAGCCAGUACAAUACAGCUUACUAAUUGAACAUACAACCAUGGCUAAUGUAAAGGCUAACGUAAAGAGCAGAUUAAAAGCACCAAAAAAAGCGAAAGUGAUGAAAAAAGGUCGAGGCAGACCAUCUAAACAAAGUAAAAAAUCGUUGACAGGUCCCAAAGAAAGCUCAGGGUCGAAACAUAAGUCAAAUGGGAAUGAAACAGACUUUGAAAUGGUUAUGAGAAGACCUAGCUCGCAUAAGGUAAUGACAGUUGAUGAAAAAGUACAAUAUAUAUUGCAAAAUGGGCAUAUUCUUAGAGAGAAGUUUAUUGUGAAGCCUCCUACGAAUGCCAGACCUCCACGUGAACCAAGGCAGAGGGCAAUUUUUAGAAGAAAAUCAGAUAUUGAGCGUCCAUUAAUGACAAAAACGGGCCGUCUGAAAAAGAAAACAAAACCUAACUUGCAACUAAUUGAUGACAUAUUGAAGAAUGAACUCAUGAUACAAGACACGGGCAGUCCUAAGAAACCGAGUGAACCUUUACCUGUUGUAAUAGACAACAAUAAUGACUUUGACAUAACAGACCAGAACAACAUAAUAGACUUUUCAGAUUCAGAAGAUGAUCCUGAUUAUGAUGUGACUUUUGAUGAAGAGUCCUCAAGUGGCUCGUCAAGUGACAGUGAACAGUGGUCCGAUGAAUGUCCUGAAAAGCCCCCUAAGCGAAUAGAAAAAGAUGCAAAUGGCAAACCAAUAAAAAAGUUCAAACGCAAACCGAGACACAUAACUUUGAAGAAUGGAGUUGUAUUGAGACUAGCAUAUUUUGAGUGUGACUACUGCAAGAGAACCUUUAACAAAAAAUGCUCACUCCGUAGACAUAUGUUCAUGCAUCUUGACAUAAAGCCUUUUCCAUGUCCGCGUUGUCCUGAAGCUUUCAGGAGUCGCUACAACAUGCAAGUCCAUGUUGAACGCUACCACAGGUCUGACAAUGAUUCUGACUUACAUGUAUGUAGCUACUGUGAAGCAACUUUCCUAGUGAAGGCAAAUUUGGAGACUCAUCUGCAGUCUCACAUGACUGUUGAAAAUACAUAUAAAUGUAUCUACUGCGGUAAGGUUUACCAACACCACACAAGGUUAAUGCAUCAUGAGAAAAUACAUAUGGUGGAUGGAUACUACCAGUGCUCACUAUGCAGCAUGAGUUAUCGUUGCCGCAACCGCUUGUAUGACCAUGUUAAAAGCCAUUUGAAAAUCAAAGAUUUUGUGUGCCAGUACUGCGGUAAAGAGUUUCUAAGGCAGAAUUCCAUGAUGAGACAUGUUGAAGUAAGUCAUGGUGGUGUUAGGAUUGUGUGUCCUAUUUGCAAGAAAAAUUUGAAAGGACAUUUGACUGAGCAUAUGCGUACACAUCAGAAGAAGCGGCCUCAUAAAUGUCCGGACUGUGGGCAGUGCUUUGUGCAGUCCACUCAGAUGAAUGUCCACCGGCGCGCCCACACAGGGGCCAGGCCCUACCCUUGCAGGAUAUGCAAGCGCCGCUUCUCGCACUCAAACGCUCUGAUGCUGCACAUCAGACGUCACACAGGAGAAAAACCUUUCCCCUGCGCCUUGUGCCCGAUGACGUUUUCCCAACUGCCGCAUAUGAAGUGCCACAUGCGCAAAAUACAUGGGAAACUAAAUCCAUACAAAUGUUCCAAGUGUGAUUUGUUCUUCAAGUUAAAAUCUGAGCUUGAUAGCCAUGAAGCAACAUGCACAAACGGCACUAGUCCAGAUGCUGAAACAGGUAAAAAGAAAAAGUCUAAGAAGUCCGACGACAUUGAAGUGGACUCCCCGAUGCCCUUGCACCGCAUGAGGUACCUGCUGGCUUUGCUCCUCACCAUGAUAGCCACGGAGGAGAAACUUAAAUUCCUAGGUUUCAACAAACGGCUCAUAGACGAACUUCUUAUUGAAUCUCUGGAGGCCAUGGGUCAAACUCCUUGCAAAGACGGUUCUCUUUCGCCGGUAGUACGUCUGAGGAACAACAUUGAGGUGUUGCUACUUGGGACUGUACCGAAAGACCAAAUGGAGAAGUUUAAGAAAGAGAACAAAUCGACUGAAGAUAUUUUGGAACUGCUGACAAGUGAAAAAGAUAAGUAAAGAGUAAGUUGUUCACAUACAUGUCAAAAGGGCACGUAUAUUCGGGGCCGGUGAUAAAAUACUGCUAACAAAACAAUGACGCACGCGGAACGCAUGCGACUUAAAAAAAGUUGGAAUACUUUUUUAAGUUUCCAACACCCUAAUAAAGCUCGCACGUGUUGUGACAAAGUAUUUAUGGUCACGUGUGAAUCCUUUUUUUUGUGGAGCUGCGCUCUACUUUGUAUGUAGGUUGACCGUCUAAAGCACGCAAGUUAUUAUGCUAUUGAUCGGUGUUUAACUACGGCAACGCUAUUAUCGGAUCGAUUACGAAUUACGAAUGUAAAUUUUUCUAUCAACGUUACAUGUAGUUAAUGUAGUCCAUAAAGAAGCAAAGAAAAAAGAUAUUCAAUGCAAUUUUUAUUAACAACCGAUUUAUCUUAUUCAGUCAUACAUUAAAAAAAUAUAUAUUAGUUUCGACGCUUCGUGUGUAAGCUUUAGCUAUGGCAAUAAAACUGGUAAAUACAGUACAAAUAAUAUAAGACUUAUAGCUAUACAGAUUGUUGGACAUUCAGAUUAAUCAAUAGUUAUACAUUUGCAUAAUGUACGUUUGAGUAGUUUAGUUGUCCGCCCCGAUAUUUAGAUUGGCCCAAAAAAAGUUGUUUAAGGUUCAUUUAAUAUAAUUAUCAUAAUCCCUGCUAUUUAUUUAUCAUUCUAUCAUUAUUUGAAUUUUAUUGCAGAAUAUUUUAUACUUCGGUGAACUCUGAUUGUCGUCAUUCAAUUGUUUUUGCUGUUAACAGUUUUUACACGAUAAAAUUAUGGAGCGAAACAAAUGAAUGACGGCCCCCAUCACAUCACUUAUUUAAAUAACACUUAUUUAAAUAAUUUAUAAGUUGGUAGUUAUCCAAUAAAGAACGACCCUACAAUAACCCAUAGCUUUCGCUUUUAAUUAACAAACACUUUUUGAAUCGUAGCAUUUUGUAAUCUCGUUAUCAACAAGGGGUACUCUCAAUCUAGAACUUUUCGUGCUUUAAAAAAAAUAUUUCUUUUCUAUAGAUCUUUUAUUGCUUAACUGCCUCUCGUUUUAGUAUUUAAUCUAGUACCUACCUUUCUCUGGGUUGUAGUAAAUAAUUACGCCUAUUAUUAAGAAUAUCAAUAAUAUACAAGAGGAGCUGCCCCUAACUAUGUGCUUAUUUUAAGAUGUGUGAUGUAAUUUACAAUAAUUAUGCCAUAUAGAAGAAUAUUUUCAUGAUAUCUUAUUAAAAACCAAUGGUUGGUAAGCUUUGACAAUAUUAUAGAAUAAGUAAUUGUUCUCAGGUUUGCAAUACAAUACAUAAGUACUAAAAUGAACAGGAAAAUCUGUGGGAUAUUUAUCUAGCACAAUAAUAAUUAUGGUCGCUUAGUAAAGUCUUAGAACUUUAAUAACGCCUGUUAUUUAUAACGACAAAAUACCGUUUAAGAAUGCAUAGGUUUUAUAGCAUAAUAUAAACCUAUAUUACCUAUAUUUGUAUCUUAUGCCUUCAUUUGUAGUGGGCGUUUGAAAAAUCGCGCAUCACUAAAUAGAUCUGUUUCGUAAACAAAAACGUGAGUCCUUACUGUAUACUCCAUAUUGCACUGCUGCACGAAUUUUAUUGUACGUUCGAGUAACUAAAACUACAUCUAAAUAAUAUAUGCAAUGUUCUAUAUGACACAAGGAUACAAAUCCUGCAUGCUGGAGUCGUUUUAUAAAAAAAUAAAAAAUGCAAGAAAAAAAUCAUAGACAACCUCUAAUGGGCAGAUUCCUUUUUUUAGCUUUAAGUCUUAGAUAAUAAUUUACAUUAAACUUUUCAACACGUUCAUACGAUGUGACUUGCCAUUAAAACAAAGUGAUUAUCCCAAAGAUAACAAUCGUACAGCAUUUUAAAAUGUUAUUUAUCUUAGUUUUAAAUUAUAUAUAGCAUUCCUUUUUAGAAUGAACGUGCCAUUAUUUUAGUUGGGUGAAUGUAUAAUUUUAUCUUUAUUGUAUUUUAUAUCUUUUAUUUGGAAUAUAAAGUUGGUUUUUAUGUUUUAAACUGUUGGAUAGGACAAUAAUCGGCUAUUAUUUGUAAUUCCUAUUUGUGAAUUGGUUUGUUACUUCAUUUUAAAGUAUUAUGAUUAUGAUGUUCGCCAUUAAAACUGUUUUGAACCAAAUUUACUCGUCUGUAACGUUCGUUAGUAGGUUAAGUAUUUAAUGUAAAUUAAAACCAACAAAAAACUAGUUGAAUCUCAAAUUAACGGAGAUGGAUUCUAAAGACGACUCAUAUUCAAAAAACUUAAAGAUUCGCUUUUCAAAUGAGUUCUAACUUGAAAAGUUUCUAUGUUAAUUUAUGCAUUUCAUAAUGUGCAGACAAAUGACGAUCAGCCAAGGUCAUACUUUGUUUAACAUUCAAUACAAGAAGCAAGUAGAUGGCACACCGCGACUAACACAAAAACGUGUCUAGUUUAAGUUAAUUUAUUUCUUUUAAACAGACAAUCGUUAGUAGUUCGUAUUAUUAGUCGUUAAUAAUACGCUGCAAGGCCUGCACGUGGACAAAAGGAAAUUGCCUCGCUCGGAUCAUUGAGUAACGGCGUAAAAUCUGUGACGCGUGUGACGUCACGGUUCGCUGCGUGUGCGCACGCUUGUACACAGAUUGUAUAUCUUUAUUGUUAUAUGGAGAAAGCUUUAGGCGAACGAUAAAGUUGAUAAUGAUUUUAGUACCUACGCUAAUAUUAGACAUCGUUAUUUUUCUUUUUGAAAAUGUUGUUCUUGGUUUGGGUGCUAUGUAUACGAUAUGCCUAUUUUGCAAAGGUUGCGUAGAUUUUUACAAGUUGAUUCGUGCAAUAGAAUCUAUUUUUUAAAAUGUUGUUUUUGUAGUAUUAGCCUAAUAACGAACGAAGCAAAAAAACAUUUGAUACCAAAUUAUCUCUUUCUAUAUGAGUGCCAUUUGUUGUUGUAAUUUUAAUGAAUUGAUCUUUUAUAGACUUGUUCUUAAUAAAGAGCAUUUCAUAUUUAACUAAAAUUAUGAUUCUUGUAUGUUUGUGUAUUUUACUUAUUUAAGGCUCGAUUUUUCAAUUAUCAGAUAACUUUUAUCAAAGGAAUAAAUGUGGCCGUUUGACAUAUUUUCUAUACAAAAGCUGUCAAAACGUCAAAUAUAUUCGUCGAAUAAAAGUUAUCUGGUGAUUGAAAAAUCGGCCCUUAGACUGUCUGCCUUAUCAGUCGGAAUAAAUUAUUAAGCAAAUAUUUUUGCAAAUAUUCUUUGUAGAUCUUUAUUUUAUGUCUAUUCAUGUUAUUUAUUUAGGUACUUUUAUUCUUACAUUAUUGUUUAAAUAAACUUCAUCUGCCAUAUCAUCUUUAUAAAUGCUUAAUAGCAGUUUAAAUUACAUACUGAGUGAAAUGGAUUUUAUCCGUCAAAGAUAGCAGUGGCAAUAAAAAGCGCGCGUACCUAAAUUAAUUGUAUGAGAAUACACAAUAUCUAUGAAGCAAUACUGUACAACUUAUUUCUUAUGCAAUAGUGUAAAUAUUUAACCUAUUUAUCUACCGCUAAUAAAAUGAGAAAUGUAUUUUUAAAUAAUGUUUGUGGGUUCGAGGUUUAGCCAAAGAAAUCCCACCUUAGUAUUAAGGUUGAUAAUUGUAUCCGUGUGUGUGGUUGCAACUUAGGACAGUAUUCGAAUAGAAUAAUUAAAAAGUAAAUUUACACAUGAAUGAAAAAUUGUUAAAGUUAAAUUAUAAAAACUACUAUGAAGUUUAAGGUGCGAUACAGAGAAAAUAAUAUUUUAUAUAGAGAAUACAUUUACAUAGAUAUUUUUCUUAAACUUGAAAUUUGACAUAAUCUCUAUUUUACAAAUGACAUAAUAGCAUAGCAUUUUACACGUUCGAAUACUGUCCGAAAGUACCAAAGAAUAUUGUAGUGAAUUCACCUACAUUAAAUACAUUAUAAAUU